This is a messenger RNA of Rana temporaria (common frog), 2474 nucleotides long. Its product is annotated as cytochrome P450 1A5. Lineage: Eukaryota; Metazoa; Chordata; Amphibia; Anura; Ranidae. Gene Ontology annotation, biological process: progesterone metabolic process; hormone biosynthetic process. The record is from RefSeq and is a predicted model, not a curated record. The transcript is spliced from 7 exons. Bases 191 to 1786 code for a protein of 531 amino acids. Gene Ontology annotation, molecular function: iron ion binding; oxidoreductase activity, acting on paired donors, with incorporation or reduction of molecular oxygen, reduced flavin or flavoprotein as one donor, and incorporation of one atom of oxygen; steroid 17-alpha-monooxygenase activity.
UGUUCUUCACGCAACCAUUUACAUUGCAGUUAAUGAUGAGCCUGGUGGCGGCUCUCCAGGAGGAUGGUCAUGUGAGGAGGAGCUCAGUCCAAUCAGGAGUCAGCGAGGUGUAUAUAAAAGCUUGCAGACUAUACUGCACACUGGUACUCACAGCAGGGUACAGGCAGAGUAUUACCUGGAGCUAAGAGCAAUGAGCUUCACAUCUGGGAUAACCGGCAAUAUGAUGAAUGUGGCCAGCUACUUUAAGAUAUCAGCCACAGAGGUGCUUCUUGCCUCUGUGGUCUUCUCUGUGGUUUUCCUAAUCUUCAAAUCCUACAGUCAGAGGGUACCUCCUGGUACAAAAAGAAUGCCUGGGCCAUUUCCUCUGCCAUUAAUAGGAAAUAUUCUCUCAUUAAGCAAGAAUCCCCAUCUCAGUCUUACCAAGAUGAGUGAGGUUUAUGGUGAUGUGCUUCAAAUUCAGAUAGGCACAAAGCCUGUGCUAGUGCUAAGUGGACUGGAAACAAUCCGUCAGGCUUUGAUAAAGCAAGCUGAGGUGUUUAUGGGACGCCCUGACCUCUUUACCUUUCGCCUGAUCGGUGAUGGACAAAGUUUAACAUUUAGCCAAGAUUCUGGUGAGGUAUGGAAAGCCCGUCGCAGGUUGGCACAUAAUGCCCUUAAGACCUUUGCUAUUUCCCCCUCCCUCACAUCUUCUGGUACAUCUCUGUUGGAAGAACAUAUAAGUAAAGAAGCAGAAUACCUUGUCAGAAAAUUCCAGCAGCUCAUUGAAGAACAAGGAGAAUUUGACCCCUAUAGAUACGUGGUGGUUUCUGUAGCCAAUGUCGUUUGUGCGAUAUGUUUUGGAAGACGCUACAACCAUGAUGAUCAAAAAUUCCUUGACAUUGUCAACCUGACCGAUGAGUUUGGAGCAGCAGCUGCCUCAGGAAACCCUGCAGAUUUUAUCCCUAUCCUUCAAUAUCUCCCAAGCCGAACCAUGAAAAGAUUUGUGGACAUCAACAAAAAGUUUGUGGACUUCAUACAAAAGAUUGUUCAUGAGCAUUACGAAACAUAUGAUAAGAAUGCUGUUCGAGAUAUUACUGAUUCUCUAAUUCAAAACUCUCAAGAAAAGAAAGUAGAUGAAAAUUCCAACGUGCAGCUAUCAGAUCAGAAGAUUAUCAACAUUGUUAAUGACCUUUUUGGGGCUGGAUUUGACACUGUAACUACUGCCUUGUCAUGGUCUCUGACAUAUCUUGUGGCUAAUCCCAAAAUACAAGACAAAAUACAGAAUGAACUGGAUCAGGUCAUCGGCAGAGAACGGAGGCCCAAAUUGUCCGACAGAUCUCAGCUGCCCUAUACAGAAGCCUUCAUCUUGGAGAUGUUCCGUCAUUCAUCCUUUCUUCCCUUUACAAUUCCACACUGUACCACCUCUGACACUGUGCUCAAUGGAUACUUCAUACCCAAGGGAAUAUGUGUAAUGAUCAACCAGUGGCAAGUGAAUCAUGACCCGAAACUGUGGAAGGACCCAUUCAAAUUCAGUCCAGAACGCUUCCUAAAUGAAGAUGGCUUGUCACUAAACAAAACUGAGAUGGAAAAAGCCCUGAUUUUUGGUUUAGGCAAGAGAAGAUGUGUUGGUGAAGCCAUUGGCAGAGCUGAAGUUUUCCUCUUCCUCACCACCAUGCUCCAGCAGUUGCAAUUUUCAAUACAAGAUGUUGAGAAAUUGGAUAUGUCUCCCCAGUAUGGACUUACCAUGAAACUCAAGCGGCAUCAUGUGACUGCCAGACUGCGCUUUCCUAUGAUGGCUACUCAAUAGAGAUCCAACCUGGGAAAACCAUCUUCUAUGCAAAAAUCAGGACUUAAUUUUCAUGCUGUGACCUUUACAUGCAUAUAAAUAUAUGAUGUUUGCGGCUUAAUAUUACUAUAAAGCCAGAGAUUCACUUUUUUUUUUUUUUAACCUUGUGACUGUGCAAACUGAACAAUAUCCUGUUACAGGAAAGACUUUUCAGUAAUUAAGCUGUUUAUUUUUAUUUGUCAUAUAUGAAGGAAUAAACCAUAAGUCUUAGUAAAGCUGUAUCAAUAAAAAUCAAAAGCUUAUAUGGUGAAUAUCGCCAAAAUACUGAGGAUUCUGGGACAUUAGUAGAAAGCUUCAUUACCUACCUAUAUGUAUUAAUUAUCUUUAUGCCAUUGUGAUUUUUUUUGCCAAGUCUUGCCAUACAAACAUAAAGAACCAGGCUUGUUUCAUCAGCAGAAUCAUGUUCUUACAGUGGUCUAGUUAAAGUUAUGAGCAUAUUUUUUUUUAUAUCCAACCAUUCCAUUACUGGUACGUAAUAAUUAGCACUUUUUCCUUGUUGUCUGUUCUUGUCCUGCUGGCAAUGCCUUUGUAAACCAGUUUUAUGGAAAUGAAAUAUUUGCUGUUGUAAUGACAUAAUGAAAUACUUUGUGAAAUAUCUGUAUAGUAUUAUGAUCUCUAUGAGAUAAUAAAAGAUUAAUAAUGUUCUUUA